GGAGGCUUUGGCAUCGGCUUGAUGCGCAAGGACUUGAGGCUGGCCAUCAUCGCGGCGAAGGAGGCUGGCGCUGAGCUUCCUCUGGCCGAGAAAGCGUCAGAAGUGUACCAGGCCGCCGAGGCGGAGGAGAGGUGUAAGGGACGUGAUUUUUCAGUUGUGUAUCGGUGGCUGGGUGGAAAGGAGUAAUUUUCGCUCAUGUGCAGGGUGCGUGUUGAAUGUCUACCUCGCAUCUUGUCUCAAUAUACCAGCCCUGUCACAUUGUCCGUCAGCCCUGUCUCUCGGCUUCCUGGCUGUGCCAAAUGGUUGGAUGGCAGCCCAGUCCCACCGUUUCAAAGCGGGAUGUUGUUGCAUUUCUCGGCCUACUCGUUUGCUGCCCUUCAACACUUUCCGUUCCCGUUUCCAACCGCAUGGCAGUCUUUCGGCUUUUUUCCGUCCCCGCGAAAGCCCUACUGGACCACAGAGUCGGCUCAGCAACGAUGGAGAGCAAAGGACCCGAACUACAGCAUCCUCAGCUUCACAACCUCCAACGAGGAAUUUCCGUUUCGCCGUCAAACUCUUUGCAACUCGCCUGCUCGAUGCGACGAGUUCCAAAAGUGUUGGGACGUUUCUGCGCACCGAACAUCAUCCGCACGACGACGCUUAUGAGGAGGCGGACGAAAAUGUAGGACACCUACGAUCCAGUCGCACUACUCUGUUCGACUGCUUCGAUUGGGCAGUAUCCCCAUUGUCUGGCCGAAUUUGGACGCCUCUCUCCUGCUCCACCACCACUCGAGAGCGGACCGCUCACUCCGAGUCAGUUUCUUUCAGUACUCAUUUUGAGGGUGAGCUCACCACAACCGACGAGGUCCUCGCUCCUGGGGAAAUAGAGCGUGUUGACGCAGACGAAGAUGAUCGCUGGCCCUUUCAAGCUCAGGAGGUGCCCGGACAAUCUCUUUUCCCUCCUUCCGCCCUGCAGAGAUCGCAAUCAUCUGUGACGACCCGGAGCAUCCCUUCGACUCAAACCCAUUACGAGUCCGUAUCGGCCAACAACAGCUCUAUUUCAAACAGAGCUUGGAGGAUGGCGACGAGUUCGCAAAGAAAGUCGAGAGGUACGAACGGAUUGCUCGGGCCAAUUUUGGAGCCGGCGUUCGUACGCCCCCCCUCUACGGGGUUGUUCGGAAUGAAAGGAACCAGCUGGCCGGCUUGCUGCUCUAUCCCAUCGAGGAAGACGCUCCUCUUUCUUCCGCGCUGAGACUGGGCACCCCUGAUGGCUUGAGGGAUCGAUAAGCGCAGCAGAUUCAGGAUACAGUGGCUGCCCUGCACCAGGCCGGCAAUAUUUGGGGAGGUGCCAAACACGGCAAUGUGUCUCAUCGAUGUCCAUGGCGAUGCGUGGAUUGUUGAUUUGGAGGCGGCCGGACUGAGGGAUGGGUUGAUGCCAACAAGGCGGGAACAGUCGAUGGGGAUCUGCAAGCCCUUGGGCGCAUCAUGGAGUCCAUCGCGAGCGGCGGAGGGGAUAUCAACUAGCUUAGGCGGCGUCGCUUGGCUCACUCAGAGCCUGGAGGUCUUCAGCCACAUCCACGUCGGUUGAUCAGCUCUUUGCUUUGUUCUU
Messenger RNA from Parathielavia appendiculata, 1588 nucleotides. RefSeq lists its product as uncharacterized. Lineage: Eukaryota; Fungi; Ascomycota; Sordariomycetes; Sordariales; Chaetomiaceae. Bases 308 to 1231 code for a protein of 307 amino acids. The transcript is spliced from 2 exons. The record is from RefSeq and is a predicted model, not a curated record.